This is a messenger RNA of Pectinophora gossypiella (pink bollworm), 865 nucleotides long. It is a transcript of the gene Elp5, whose product is annotated as elongator complex protein 5. The transcript has a single exon. Gene Ontology annotation, cellular component: elongator holoenzyme complex; nucleus; cytosol. Gene Ontology annotation, biological process: tRNA wobble uridine modification. Lineage: Eukaryota; Metazoa; Arthropoda; Insecta; Lepidoptera; Gelechiidae. The record is from RefSeq and is a predicted model, not a curated record. Bases 79 to 840 code for a protein of 253 amino acids. Gene Ontology annotation, molecular function: tRNA binding.
UCAAAAUUAAAAAAAACACAUCAACCCACGUUUUGAGGUUAGACCCAAUCGUUACUUCGUUGAUAAAUAUAAUAAAUAAUGACUUUAUUCAAGCUAAGAACUGCUCCACUCUUAUUAAUAGAAGAUGAUGGUAAUAAAAAUAUCUUACCUUUACUUCUAGAUCUUGUGCAACAGGAGAAAACUAGUUUGAACUUAUUUUGUUAUGAACAACCUGCUUCAAACUGGAGAAAUAUUUUGAAAGAAAAACAAAACAUUAUUUAUUAUAAGGAAUAUGAUCCAGAUUUAUAUGAUAAGUAUACAAGUGGCAAAUGUUCUGUUAUCGUUGACUCUGUUAACCAAAUGGCAAUAUGUUUAAGUUGGAGUAAAUGUUUGGAAAAUAUUAAAAGGUUUCUGUCGAACCAAAAUGUUGCACAAAUAAUAUUAGUAUUGCACAAGGAUUGUUUACCACAUUACUCAAAGCUUCGGAUACAUCUAAAUCACAUUGCUAGUGCUAUCAUUUCAUAUGAUAAGACGGAUCCUUGUAAAGUCAAUAUUCAGUUGAAAAAGAGUGGCAAAGUUGUCAAGUCCGAGGAGAUAUUGACAUUGGAUAAUAGAACUGGUGUAUUGAAAACUGUGCCUAUUGUCAAAGCAGAGAAAAAGGAAGAGGAGCCAGAAAAGCCACUACCUGGUAACUUGACCACAUUCAAGAUAGAAGUAGACCAAACUGACAAGCUUGAGAAGUAUAAGCUUAAACUCCCUUACAUGAGCAAAAUCAAUGAAGGCGAGAGCAAAGUGUACUAUGAACCAGAUGCUGUUGAUGACUGGGAUGAAGAAGACCCUGAUGAGGAUUUAGACAUAUGAAUAAAAUUAUUCAAAUGUUAUUGUC